CGUAGCAAGGCUAGAUAAAACGUAAACACAGGAUAUGCUUCAACCUCACGACAUGCCGAAGCCAUUUGUUUAUUUCUCGAGACGAAGCCGACAUGAUCAAUGAAUGUUGCUGCAAUCUAUUACAACGCUAGAAAGGUAUUGUGCUGACGGCAAUGAGUGAACAGGCAAGGGGUGUCUACGUCUGAACGAACUUGCACCGAUCCAAACACUGGGUACAAUUGCUGGGGUAAUCUGGAGUGGCAAUGGCGACGACGUGUCAAGCGGAGGAACGACCGCACGAAUUAGUGUUUUUUGUCAACGGCAGAAAGGUGACAGAGCAGAAUGCUGACCCAGAAGAGACAUUGUUGCACUAUCUGAGGAAGAAAUUACACCUGACAGGUAGCAAGUAUGGGUGUGGUGAGGGUGGAUGCGGUGCCUGUACCAUCAUGUUGUCUCGCUACAACGUCGCUGCAGACAGCAUCCACCACUAUGCUGUGAAUGCUUGUCUGACCCCUGUGUGUUCUGUCCACGGCCUGGCUGUCACCACGGUGGAGGGGGUGGGGAGCACCACAAGGGGACUGCACCCUAUACAGGAGCGGCUUGUGAAGAACCAUGGCACACAGUGUGGCUUCUGUACUCCAGGGAUGGUGAUGUCGAUGUACACACUGCUGAGGAAUACCCCCAAGCCACCGCUGGGGGACAUUGAACGUGUAUUUGAUGGGAACCUAUGCAGGUGCACUGGCUACAGGCCCAUCUUGGAUGGUAUGAAGACUUUCUCAAAGGAGUAUUGCCAGAGGGGAGACAACUGCUGUAGGAACCAAUUGAACACUGAAGAGGCAUCAAAUCAAGAUGUUUAUGAGAAUGACACAUCCCCCAGUAGUGAGUUUACUCCCUACGACUCCACACAGGAGCCCAUCUUCCCUCCAGAGCUGCAGACACAGCAUGACCGGUACCAUGGCCAGUAUAUGGUGUUCAGGUCAGCCACAGUGACAUGGUAUCGGCCAGUCGACUUGUCCACCCUCCUUGACCUCAAGGCUACCCACCCCCAAGCCAGGCUAAUUGUGGGCAACACAGAAGUGGGUGUGGAAAUGAAGUGUAAGCAUAUGCACUACCAACAAUUCAUUGCUGUGGGACAUGUGACAGAGCUGACGGACGUUGAGCGUCGUGAGUCUGGACUGAAGAUAGGGGCCUCCGUCACGCUGUCACACCUGACUCACACACUUACACAGGAAAUACAGGCUCUGCCAGAGUGGAAGACCCGCGUGUAUGCGGCCAUUGUUGAGAUGUUGCAGUGGUUCGGUGGUCACCAGAUCAGGAAUGCUGCCGCUGUGGGGGGAAAUAUCACAACAGCCAGCCCUAUCUCCGACCUCAACCCUCUCUUCUUGGCAGCAGGAGUGGUUCUGGAAGUGGCAUCACGAGAUGGGGGAUGGAGAAAGAUCACCAUGGAUUCCAGAUUCUUCAAAGGCUACCGUAAAACAGAGAUGAAGCCGGAUGAAGUCCUUGUUUCGCUAACCAUUCCACAUACUAAAAAGGAAGAAUUUUUUGCUGGUUUUAAACAAGCCAACAGAAAGGAUGAUGACAUUUCCAUAGUCAACUCAGGGAUGAGGGUGUUGCUGGAUACGGACUCUGAUGUCAUCAAGGAAAUAUCCCUGGCAUUUGGGGGAAUGGCACCAAUCACAGUCAUGGCCACAAAAACCAUGCAACAACUUGUUGGAAAGUCUUGGGAUGAGAAUCUGGUUGGGGCGGCUAUUCCCUACCUGUCCAGUGACCUCCCUUUGCCAGCUGGCUCACCAGGGGGCAACGUGGAGUAUCGCAGUACACUGACAGUCAGCUUCUUCUUCAAGUUCUAUCUUGCAGUGAAGACACAGCUAGGGAAACAGGGCCCUGGUGCUCCAGUUCCUCAGUCUUAUCUGAGUGCAGUCUCCGAGUUUGAGAGACUGCCUCGCCAGUCAUGUCAGCUGUAUGACAAUGUUGCUUCUGGCCAACCAUCAACGGAUGCUGUGGGACGUCCCCUCGUCCACCGCGCAGCCUACCAGCAGGCCACAGGAGAGGCCCUGUAUGUGGACGACAUGCCACCACUGGCAGAUGAACUGGUCCUGGCCCUGGUCACCAGCACAAGAGCCCAUGCUAGGAUAGUGAGCAUUGAUGCAAGUGAAGCACUGACACUGCCGGGAGUGGUGGACUUCAUCUGCCAGAAGGACGUCCCAGGCCUGAACAAGCUGCAGCUAGGGCAGGAGGAGAUAUUUGCUUCUUCAGAGGUGAGCUGUCAGGGCCAGGUGAUUGGUGCAGUGGUUGGUGACUGUCAGAUAAACGCCCAGAGAGGGGCGAGGGCUGUGAAGGUCGUGUACGAGGAUCUGGACGCCAUCAUCACAAUAGAGGAAGCUGUUGCCAAGAACUCUUUCUACUCCCCCUCCCACACCAUCAAACACGGUGACCUGGAGACGGGGUUCUCCAAGUCCGACCAUGUGCUGGAGGGUGAGGUGCGGAGUGGAGCACAGGAGCACUUCUACAUCGAGACGCACGGCGCCCUGGCUAUCCCGAAGGAGGAUGGGGAGAUGGAGGUGUUUGCAGCCACUCAGAACCCAUCUGAGGUGCAGUCUGUGAUCUCCGAGGUGCUAGGUGUUCCAGCUAACAGGAUCACAGUCAGGACCAAGCGACUGGGUGGAGGGUUCGGAGGCAAGGAGACACGGACUGUCCUGGUGUCGGCCCCUGUAGCUGUGGCUGCAGUCAAACACAGGCAUCCUGUGCGGUGUGUCCUGGACAGAGAUGAGGACAUGAGGACCACGGGGACUCGACACCCCUUCAAGGGAAAAUACAAGAUUGGCUUCACUGCCGAUGGUCGUGUGAUGGCCUUGGAGUUGCAUCUAUAUUCAAACUGUGGCAACUCUAUCGAUGUGUCAGAGGCAGUGAUGGACCGCGCUCUCUUCCAUGUCGACAACUCCUACUACAUUCCCCACAUCCGCGCCACCGGCCACCUGUGUAAGACCAACAUCCCAUCAUGCACUGCAUAUCGGGGGUUCGGAGCACCGCAGGCGAUGUUUGUUGCUGAGACCUGGAUCACGGACGUGGCAGACUACCUCAACCUCUCACCUCAAGUUGUAAGGGAGAAAAAUCUGUUCAAGGAAGGGGAUGUAACUCCGUUCAAUCUGCCGCUGACAAAGUGCAACAUUAGAAGAUGCUGGGAGGAAUGUAUCAAGCAGAGUCAGUAUGACAGGCGUCGCAAGGAGGUGGACCUCCAUAACAGUGAAAACCGAUGGAAGAAGAAGGGUCUCGCUGUCACUCCGGUCACAUUUGGCAUCGGCUUUGGUGUCUGGGAACUCAAUCAGGGCGGGGCGCUGGUCCAUGUGUACAAGGAUGGCUCCGUACUUGUUGCUCAUGGGGGAAUAGAGAUGGGACAGGGCCUGCACACAAAGAUGAUACAGGUUACCAGUAGAGCCUUGAGAAUCCCUACAUCGAAGAUUCACAUCACGGAGACCAGCACUGUGACCGUGCCCAACACCUCCCCCUCUGCAGCAAGCACCUGCUCCGAUCUGAACGGCAUGGCCAUUGUGAAUGCAUGUAAAGAGUUGAUAGAUCGACUUGACCCCGUGAUGACAGAAAACCCCAAGGGAUCAUGGGAGGACUGGAUCAAGGCGGCCUACAUGAAGCGAAUCAGCCUCUCAGCUACAGGCUUCUACAGAACCCCUGAUCUGUGGUUUGACUGGGGGAAGAGCGUGGGCAACCCGUUUGGAUACUACACGUUCGGGGUGGCGUGUUCCGAGGUGGAGGUGGACUGUCUGACAGGGGACCACCAGGUGUUGCGAACAGACAUUGUCAUGGAUGUUGGGAGCAGCCUGAACCCUGCCAUUGACAUAGGGCAGAUUGAAGGGGCUUUUGUCCAGGGUUACGGGAUGCUGGUGCUGGAGCAGUACAAGGUGUCCCCCAAGGGCCAGCUCAUCACCCAGGGGCCUGGCAACUACAAGAUACCCUCCCUCGGGAACAUUCCGGAACAGUUCAACGUGUCCCUGCUACGAGGCAGCCUCAACCAGCGAGCAGUCUACUCCUCCAAGGCUAUUGGUGAACCACCUCUGUUCCUUGCAUCCUCGGUGUUCUUUGCGAUCAAAGAUGCCAUCAAGUCUGCCAGAGGGGAUGCUGGGAGGAGUAUAUCCUUCCGACUGGAUAGUCCAGCCUCCGCUGCCAGGAUACGGAUGGCGUGUCAGGAUGAAUUUACACAACAUUAUCCCAAGGCCCAGGAUGGCAGUUAUACGCCCUGGUUUGUAGACCUGUAGGGGUCGAUCUAGAAGACAGCAGUGAAGCUCCAUAAGCACGUUUGACGAGGUCAUUGACCGUGACGAAGUUGAAAAACCUUUUUAAGCACAUGUGUGUUGAUCUAUAAGUUUGUGAAGAAUCUCCACAAGCACUUAUAUGUGACAACUUUGAGGCAUUGCAAGCAUGUUUGUCUGUCAGUGUGGGAAGAAUCUCCACAAGCACUUAUAUGUGACAACUUUGAGGCAUUGCAAGCAUGUCUGUCUGUCAGUGUGGGAAGAAUCUCCACAAGCACUUAUAUGUGACAACUUUGAGGCAUUGCAAGCAUGUCUGUCUGUCAGUGUGGGAAGAAUCUCCACAAGCACUUAUAUGUGACAACUUUGAGGCAUUGCAAGCAUGUCUGUCUGUCAGUGUGGGAAGAAUCUCCACAAGCACUUAUAUGUGACAACUUUGAGGCAUUGCAAGCAUGUUUGUCUGUCAGUGUGAGAAGAAUCUUCACAAGCACUGUAAAAGACAGUUGUACAACUCCUUAUGCACAUUUGACUUGCAUUUGUUUUAGUCUGGUGAAGACAGUUGUGAAUUUCCAUCAUUAUACAGAGAUUUCUUCUAUUUGAGUUACAACAGUCAUUGUUAUAGGAUCACUUUGUUGUCUAUAAAUCCCGGGAAAAAACACUCUGAAUCUCAAGAAGAACAUUGAACCUGAAAAGCCAACCUUCCAAUCUCAUUUGUCUACAUUUCCUGUUUUGGGUAGAACUAUUUUUAUACCCCUGACCUAACCUAGUUAUAGCAAGAAAUUCUGUCCAUCUGUCUGUCCUUUCUAGGACAGGGGCGGUCGGGUAGCCUAGUGGUUAAAGCGUUGGCUCGUCACCCCGAAGACUCGGGUUCGAUUCCCGACAUGGGUACGAUGUGUGAAGCCCAUUUCUGGUGUCCCCCGCCGUGAUAUUGCUGGACUAUUGCUAAAAGCGGCGUAAAACCAUACUCACUCACUCACCCUUUCUAGGACAUCUUUGUGUGUGACCUUUUACCUGAAAACUACUCCAUAGAUUCUUUUCAAGCUUGGUUCACACUUUUAUACUAUAGGCGAGAUACAGUGCGAAGUUUGAUUUACAUACGAUUUUUUGAAAAAAUACAGCUUUUUUCCUUUUUUUUUACUUGGAAUUUGUUUACUGAAACAUUUGUGCAACCUAUAAUAAAAAAAAAAAUACUUCAUGGAUUCCUUACAAAUUUAGGGAUCAGUUUCCAUACUAAUAGAAGAGUGCAGUGCAAAGUU
Molecule: messenger RNA, 5494 nt
Organism: Haliotis rufescens (red abalone)
Lineage: Eukaryota; Metazoa; Mollusca; Gastropoda; Lepetellida; Haliotidae
Product: xanthine dehydrogenase/oxidase-like
Exons: 36
Coding region: 243-4247 (1334 amino acids)
Molecular function (GO): 2 iron, 2 sulfur cluster binding; xanthine dehydrogenase activity; FAD binding
Source: RefSeq, a predicted model, not a curated record